Chionomys nivalis (European snow vole) is the source of this 4376-nucleotide messenger RNA. RefSeq names its product CUGBP Elav-like family member 5. Gene Ontology annotation, cellular component: nucleus; cytoplasm; ribonucleoprotein complex. The coding region runs from base 102 to 1442 and encodes 446 amino acids. The record is from RefSeq and is a predicted model, not a curated record. Gene Ontology annotation, molecular function: mRNA binding. The transcript has 12 exons. Lineage: Eukaryota; Metazoa; Chordata; Mammalia; Rodentia; Cricetidae. Gene Ontology annotation, biological process: regulation of alternative mRNA splicing, via spliceosome; mRNA splice site recognition.
CGGGGCCGCUGACCGAGCGACGCGGCUGCACCGCAGCUCCUGCCCGGGCCUGGCCGGUGGGCGGCAGCGGGCCCGAGCGCCCCGGGGCGCGGCCCGACGGCAUGAAGGACCUGGACGCCAUCAAGCUCUUCGUGGGCCAGAUCCCGCGCCACCUGCACGAACAGGACCUCAAGCCACUGUUCGAGCAGUUCGGCCGCAUCUACGAGCUGACGGUGCUCAAGGAUCCGCACACCGGCGUGCACAAAGGUUGUGCCUUCCUCACAUACUGCGCCAGGGACUCCGCCAUCAAAGCUCAGACUGCUUUGCACGAGCAGAAGACCCUGCCGGGGAUGGCGCGGCCGAUCCAGGUGAAGCCGGCGGACAGUGAGAGCCGUGGAGGUAGGGACCGGAAGCUGUUCGUGGGCAUGCUCAAUAAGCAGCAGUCGGAGGAAGAUGUGCUCAGGCUCUUCCAACCCUUCGGUGUCAUCGACGAGUGCACAGUGCUGCGCGGACCCGACGGCAGCAGCAAAGGCUGCGCCUUCGUGAAGUUUUCUUCCCACACAGAGGCGCAGGCCGCCAUCCACGCCUUGCAUGGCAGCCAGACCAUGCCGGGAGCCUCCUCCAGCCUGGUGGUCAAGUUCGCCGACACGGACAAAGAGCGGACCCUGAGGCGCAUGCAGCAGAUGGUUGGCCAGCUGGGCAUCCUGACCCCGUCCCUCACCCUGCCCUUCAGCCCCUACAGUGCCUACGCCCAGGCUCUCAUGCAGCAGCAGACCACAGUGCUGUCCACCUCCGGCAGCUACCUGAGCCCCGGCGUGGCCUUUCCUCCCUACCAUAUCCAGCAGAUUGGCGCUGUCAGCCUUAACGGUCUGCCUGCCACGCCCAUCGCCCCUGCCUCCGGACUGCACUCGCCCCCACUGCUAGGCACUGCCGCUGUUCCUGGCCUGGUGGCACCCAUUCCCAAUGGCUUCCCAGGCGUCCUGCCCUUCCCUGGGAGCCACCCUGCCUUGGAGACCGUCUAUGCCAAUGGCCUCGUCCCCUACCCAGCUCAGAGCCCCACUGUGGCAGAGACCCUACAUCCUGCCUUCUCUGGAGUCCAGCAGUACACAGCCAUGUACCCCACCGCGGCCAUCGCGCCAGUGGCGCACGGCGUCCCGCAGCAUCCGCACCUCCUGCAGCAGCAGCGUGAAGGUCCCGAAGGCUGUAACCUGUUUAUCUACCACCUCCCCCAGGAGUUUGGAGACAUGGAGCUGACGCAGAUGUUCCUCCCCUUCGGCAAUAUCAUCUCCUCCAAGGUGUUUAUGGAUCGGGCUACCAACCAGAGCAAGUGUUUCGGAUUCGUGAGCUUUGACCACCCGGCCAGCGCGCAGGCGGCCAUCCAGGCCAUGAACGGCUUUCAGAUCGGUAUGAAGAGGCUGAAGGUGCAGCUGAAGAGACCCAAAGACCCAGGACACCCGUACUGACCAUGCCCACAGCCCCUCCGCGCUGUGGGCCUGGCCCCAGGUGAGCCGCCAGGCGGCCCUGUGCCCUGCCCAGCCCUGGUAUCAUCUAACUAACCGUCCUCCUAUCCCAAGCUCACUCUCCCAAUCCUGGGGGCGGGAGUGAUGCACCAGGAGGCCACCUGGGGAUAAAACCCUCCCCCAUCACCUUGCGGCUUGGGUGGCCCAGAGGGUGGAGAGGAAGCUAGGCGCUCCCACCAAGGGGGCUUCCCAGGGAAAGUUCACUCCAGAGGUGGGUUUGUGGGUCUGGGGUGCAGAGUGUGGUGGAGCUUCUAGCCAGUCCUCUGAAGCUGUUCCCCAGCCGAGAAGCUCUAAAACAGAGAGGAGACGUUCAACACACACUCAGGUCUGGGUUCCUAGGUCUUGACCUUGGAAUGUUUGGCCCAGAACUGAAGCAGAGGAGAUGGGGACCCCCUAUGUCACAGCCUUCUAGUCCCCCACCUCUGUCCCCACCAGCUCCCACAGCCCUGUCUUCUAAUUUCAUGUCCAUUGCGUUAACAAAUCCCAGAGCGUAUGCCACUCACCAACUCGCAAAACAAACAAAAAGCCAGAUCUGCCCCAAACAAACAAAAUCCCAAAUUCCAGUUCCCAUCAAAGCCACAUUCUCAGCACGUCUCUGGGACUGAACAAAUACGAGGCAGCAUCACCUGUACACGGUCUCAUGGAGGUGACAGCUCGGCCACCUCAUACAGCCCAGGAAUACGUUCGUUUCUUUCUUUCUUUUUUUUUUUUUUUCUAACCACCUCGCCCAGGGUCUGGUAGAGCUGAGCAGUCUUUAGUCCUUCAGUGUUUUUGUUUGUUAUCUGGGUUUUGGGGUUUUAUUUAUUUUAUUUUAGUUUCCAUUAGGAAACCAGUCAAUCAGGAACAAAUCCCCAGGACAUCUGCCAGGUCUUCACUUUUCACCCAGUGUCCUGGGCUAAAUGUCCCCAAACUGAUGGUGACUGUCAGAAACUGUGGUUUUGAAAACACUGGGGUUUUCUUGCCAGGACAAAUGGGGCAGGGUGUUCUGUACCCCACUCCCCUCCCUUCCACUGUUCCCUAAUGCCCCCCCCCCACAUCCUCCCUGGGUUGAGUGGUUCUGCUUCCAACUACCCCAGGACAUUUAUGUAAAUUACAGCCAAGUUUGAACACCAGCCCUCCCAGUGACUCCCCCUUCCCCAUCUGUCUCCCUACAUAGGCCCCCCCAAUUCCAAAGCCACCAAGAGCCACAUGGGGCACAAAAUGUCUCACGGCAUGUCAUGGGGGGGGGACAGGAGUCUUGAGCCCGGGUCUGAGGGGUCCAUACACUGCCAAUCUCCACCCGCCCCUGGACUCGGGAACACACCCCCCGUCAGACUCGGUGGCUUUCCAGGCCAGCUAGUACCCCCUUAGCCAGAACCCCACUCCCCGUUCCCUGUAGCUGCGUGUGAGAACACACAGCAUAGACUAUGUAUUUUUGGAGUAUGAACCACAGGGGCCAAACAGCUCUGAGCCGGCCACGCAUGGGACCAAGGACAGAAGAAGAGGCCGGCCGGCUGGAGGCCGCCCCACCCCCGGACGCCAAACCAGGACCCUGCCAACACCAUAUACCUCCAGUUCUUGGGGUCCCCACGGCUGCUACCACCUCCCGCGUCUAGGGCUCCCCUCCACACACACCCUUCCCGCUUUCACAGCCUUACUUGGGUGACCAGGUGUCCUUAGCUUCCCACUGGGGAAGCCUCCUGCCCCCAGAUUGCCUGCCAAGUGUCCCCUCCCACCGCCCCCAGGUGCUCCCCACUGCCUCCAGCUGUUCCUCCCAUGUCCCCCACGGCCCCCGUGCCCCCGACUGUCCUUCAGGUGCCCCCUCCCCCAUCCUCCAAUCACCAGCCUUGAACUGAAGGUCUCUACCGAGGUCGCCCCAAGUCGGUCGGACGUGGCCACACAGACCGCCAGACCUGGUUGCUGGCACCGUGGAUCUACACUCUGAUUUAUUUUCUUUCAUUUUUGCUUGUGGUCCUUUUCAAGACCACAAGGAAGGGCGGGGGGUGGGGAGACUCACUAAUAAUCCGCUUCUGUUUCCUAGCUGGGGGAUUGGGAAGACUUUGGUGGGGAGCCCCCCUGUAUAUUACCCCCUGCCCACGCACGCACCCACUGCUAAGCACAGAAUCCUUAGUUUGGACAUCCCACCAUGGGGAGGGGAGUCCGGAUCCCUUCCGACGUGUCCAAAAGCAAAACAGAAGAGAUUUUAAAAAAAUAAGGUUAAAAAAUGCAAAAACAGAUUUUUUCAAAAAAAAAAAAACUUUUUGUUUCUACCAACAUGUUUGUUGACUUAGCCAAAACAAAGGGGAAAAAAGUAAAAAAAAAAAAAAAAAAAAAAAAAAAAAAAAGAAAUCCCCUCCCCGAUUCUGCCCACCUUGUUUCGCGUCCCGGUUCUGAACAUUCCUACAGUGAGACUGUGUUCCGUCCACGUGCGAGUGUGGCCCCAGGGUCACCCGCAGAGUGCGUGUGGCGUGCGCUGGCGUGCGCACCGUCAUUCAUGUUUACGAGCUGUAAAUACAUUUUUAUACUCCACUCGAGAGACCCUAUGUGAUUUGUACGACGGCCUUUAUUUCUGGUACAAUGAAUUUCGUGAAAUCUCAACUUCAGACUGAAUUUUGGAGACAGCAGAGAGAGGAUGGGGGCGGUGGAGGGUGGAGAGGAUAUAUGGGCGCUAGUCCCCCUGCCUUCUGUUUGUGUGCGGAGGAGCUAGGUCUCAACGUCAAAUCACCUCUCUUUGGUCUGAAAAAGAAAACAAAAAAGCUAAAAAUUUAUUUAAUAAAAGUUUUACUUGUUAGCAGCGAUUCUCUCUCCCCGUGUUUUCCUGUGUGUGGCACUGUCUGGGCCUGAGUAACAGCCCAGUGUGUGAAUAAAAGACUCUUAUGAGCUGCUUCAUGCUGGCGC